Molecule: messenger RNA, 2265 nt
Organism: Priceomyces carsonii
Lineage: Eukaryota; Fungi; Ascomycota; Pichiomycetes; Serinales; Debaryomycetaceae
Product: protein disulfide isomerase
Exons: 1
Coding region: 1-2265 (754 amino acids)
Biological process (GO): protein folding
Cellular component (GO): endoplasmic reticulum
Molecular function (GO): protein disulfide isomerase activity
Source: RefSeq, a predicted model, not a curated record
AUGAAGUUAGCUUGGAAACAGUUAGCCUUAGUAGCCCUUCUGUUUCAAUCGAUUUAUGGAGAUGUAGGGAGUGAUACAUCAGAUGUUUCUGGAGAACUUAAAAAAGAUACUACAGAUAUAGAGAUCGGUGCCAUCAGACUUCGAAAUAAAGAAAUCAAAAACGAAGAAGGAACAAAUGAGGAUAUAGGCGUUGGCGAUAGUAAGAAGGAUGAAUCUUUGGCUAAUGAGAUUACACUUCCCGAUUAUUUAAGUGUUUCUGACUUUGAUGUCACGACAAGUAAAAUGUUGACAUUAGUGGAGUUUUUUUCGCCAUACUGUUCCCACUGCAAAGCACUCUUCCCUACCUGGAAGGAAACUUAUCAGACAUACUUUCAGGAAAUGAAAGAUUUGGGCAUUCAGAUGAGACAAGUCAAUUGCAUUGAAAGCGGUGAUCUCUGUGAUAGAGAGGAUGUUAAUUUUUACCCCAAUUUGAGGUUAUAUCUGCCAGUAACAGAUAAGGAGACAGGUGACUUACAGCAAGGUAGAUCCAAGUUUGUUGGGUCAUUUCCAAGGACCUUGGCUAGAACGAAGGAGAAUUUUAUGAGGUACAUGAAGACAUCAGUAGCUGAAUAUGCUGACGGAGUUACAGGAUUUCCCAGUGCCUCAAUUCCUUUGAGCGUGGAUGAUAUGCUCAAGAUAAUAGCAGGGGAGUAUGAUGAAGCAAUUUUUGUUACAUUUUUUCCCGCUACCGAUCAACAUUGGAAUGGAGUCGAUGAGACAAACAAAAAUACUUUCUUGAAGAUGUGCCCAGAGUGUCUCGAUAGAAAACAAUUAUGGGAUAAGUUGUCUAAUAGGGUAUUGAGUAUGGUUCGAACUGGCCAUUUCAAUUGCUUCUCGAAUCCAAAGAUUUGCGAGGAGCUAGGUUUCAAAGAUUUGACUUCAGCUGGGUUAAUAACAGAACCCAAAUUUGUUAUGUUUUUGCCAAAAUCGUCAGGAUUAAUAAGGGUUGAUUAUAACGGAGAAAUUUCUUUGCAAAAGAUGAAGAACUUUGCUUUUAAAUUAUUUGAAAACUAUCAGUACGAGACUUUGUCGGUUUCCGCAAUGUCAGAUGAGGUAGACUUAAGAGAAGAGCUUCCUCAUAAACCAUUAAAAUAUCAUUAUCCUUUGAAAAACAAGAUUGCUGUUAUAUUUUUUUACGAUGCUGAGACUGUGAGCGAUGAAGAUAAAGCCAUCUUACCUUAUUUAUUGGAGUAUGUCACUGAUUCUCCUUUUAAUAUUCACUUGGCCACAGGGAAGGCUAAAAAAUAUGAGAAGACUAUUAGGGCUCAAUUCGAAAACCUCAACAAAUUUGUUAAUGACGUAGAUGAUGCGGAUCCCGAAUUCAACCAAGCUAUGUACUUGGCUACAACAUUAACUUCCAAGCCAACUGUACUUAUAUUCAAAGAUAAUUCUUUGUUAACCAGCGUUUUUCAAAGCUUUGCUCCAGAAGAUAUACGAAAUCCUAAAAAGCUCGAACAGUUCAUCAAAAAAAACCAGUAUCCAUUGUAUCAGGAAUUGACGCCAGACUUGUUAGAUGUGUACUUUAACGAUGGGGUACCGCAGAGCUCAGAUAAGGUAGUAAUUACAUUCAUCAACUCAAAUAAUGAAGAUGAAACAAGUAAUGCACUUUAUCACAUGUCUUUAACUGCUCACAAGUACUAUCAUUCCAAGAAGAAAUACUACUUCAGGGAUUUAUCUAGUAAAAGGGAAACAAAAAAUGAAAAAGUAAAAAAACUCAUAGAGGCCAACGCUGAUAGCGUAAAGGUAAUCGAUGAGAUGAGGAAAGAAAUUCCUCAUUUUUUCGAUAAUGAUGAUGUUCUAUUUACCUUUAUCGACUUGGCCAGUGUUGACACUUUCGAUCAGGUUAAGAAUUGGAAAUUGAAAAAUCGAAACUAUAAAUCGGGAGAUUCGAUUAUUAUAAGUAAAGACUAUACUUAUUACUGGGACAAAGCUGUUAAUGGUGAAAAACUUAAGAAUGAUCCAGACAUGAUGCAUGAAACAUUACUAUCACUUCUAGAUCCUGCAUUAGUCAAUAACGUAGAGUUGCCAAAAUUAUUAUUGGGAAGUCCUUUUGGGGACAGUUUUAGGUUUAUGGACAAGAUUCACGAAAGAGGAAUAUUAGGGUAUGUCUUGUUAAUCGCUGGCGUCGUUCUUUGUAGAAGUUUUUUCAAAUUUGUUUUAAGAAAGAGACGUACUAGUUCAAAACCCGGCCUCGGCAUAAUUGGUAAUACCUCGAAGACAGAUUAA